Messenger RNA from Aspergillus thermomutatus, 546 nucleotides. RefSeq lists its product as uncharacterized. Lineage: Eukaryota; Fungi; Ascomycota; Eurotiomycetes; Eurotiales; Aspergillaceae. The transcript has a single exon. Bases 1 to 546 code for a protein of 181 amino acids. The record is from RefSeq and is a predicted model, not a curated record.
AUGGGUAUUCCACAGUGGACCGAGCAGGACGAGCGCCAGGCGCGCAUGGAAGAUGCCGGUCUUUAUAUCGACUGGCCGAACCCGUACAACAUCGAACCGGGACUUUACAUUAUCGUUCACAUGGAGUAUACCACCCAGGCCGAUGAAAUCAUAGACGUCAUUGACGAUGCAUAUAGCACCGUCACAGCCCGUCUCGAAUCGCGGCAGUUCCGCAACCCGAGGCACCCCAUUCCAGGGCGUAAGAGCCUUUUCCUCCACUAUGAACUGAUCAACCAGGAUGACGGGACCACAAACGCCUUCCCCACGGAGGAAGGCCUCUUCGAAGAGGUUCAGAGUCACCUCAUGCUCAUGUUUGAUAAGCUUGAGAUGGGGGGAACGUUCGACCUCCCCUACAAACUUGGUCCGGUGCGUGUGUUCUGGUGUGACAUGGUCGAGCCGGAACCUGAGCUCCCCACUGUUACUGUUGUAGUGUACGAGGAGACAGACUCUGACAGCCAGGAGGAAGAGAAACUCAAAGCUGAGCUGCCUGAAACUGCUCAACAGUGA